This is a messenger RNA of Aphanomyces invadans, 1084 nucleotides long. RefSeq lists its product as hypothetical. The transcript has a single exon. The record is from RefSeq and is a predicted model, not a curated record. NCBI's taxonomy places the organism in Eukaryota, Oomycota, Saprolegniomycetes, Saprolegniales, Verrucalvaceae. Bases 209 to 778 code for a protein of 189 amino acids.
CGACGAAUGUUCACAAUGGAGUAUCUAGCAAGUCAAGUGAAGGAGGCAUUUGGCUAGUGUCGACGAGGCGUGGUGGUUGGCACACAACGACGCGCCACGCACGGGCUUGUCACCGCAGCCAGCGACCUGGCAGCAAAAUUGAGCGGCGUGGAAAUUGCAAAAGCCACUGCGGUUGCCCGGCGCCUGGUCUUGUUUGCAUGUGAGGUAGAUGCAGGAAGGUUGCGACGGUGGUGCCGCAUUGACGAAUGGGUUGUGGGUAAAGUCUGCGUCGUCCUUCUUGGGGGUCAAGUACGACGAAGAUGUCGGCGUUGAGGCCGACUGGUGUUUGUCCUGGAGCGCGAUCGACAGCGGAGGCAAUGUGAAACGCAUAAGAGUCUCCGCGGGGGUCUUGAGGCUUGGCAUAUCCUUUCGCAAUGGCGACAUCGUAGCCACGUUUUGGUUGGUCUUGGCCAAAUUCUUGAGUUUAAUCUUUUCAAUCACAGACAGAGACAGGCGCGAGUUGGUUGGCCGCACCGACAUGGACGAGUCCAAAGGACGUUGCGACGCCGAUGAAGGCGAGUCGGAUUCUGUCGUGGACGAUGCAUCGUCGCUCGUGCUGCCGGAUGGUCGCAUCCACUUAGGGCCGCCUCCAUGGGCGCGGCACUUUCCUCCACCCUGGCUCGACUUAAUGCACCCAGUGACGACGCAUCGAACUCCGCCACCGUGCGCUUUGCAAAAUCGCUUGCUUUGGGCGCUCUUGUCACAUCCGUCGAAUUCGCACCGUUUGCCUCCGCCGUGACGAAUGCAGAAUCCACCGCCUUGAUCGCUGAGGUUGCAUCCGUCCAUGCCACAGCGUUUGCCGCCACCGUGUGCUUUGCACAGCCCACGCGAUCGAGCGCCGCUCGUGCAGGCAUGGACAAUGCACUUUUUCAGCUUCCGCUUCUUUUUGAGCCCAUCGACCGUUGUCGUGCCCGUUACGACGUGCGUGUGUCCGUGGGGCCGGCCGUACGUGUCUUCCAUGACUUUCACGAGGCUGUGGAAGUUGUGGGAACUGGUCGUCUCGUCCAUGAUGCAGCGAUGCUGUCGUCGUCGUGCGCCGUCCAGA